Messenger RNA from Malassezia globosa CBS 7966, 1188 nucleotides. RefSeq lists its product as uncharacterized. The transcript has a single exon. Gene Ontology annotation, biological process: piecemeal microautophagy of the nucleus; neutral lipid catabolic process; multivesicular body membrane disassembly. Gene Ontology annotation, cellular component: membrane. Lineage: Eukaryota; Fungi; Basidiomycota; Malasseziomycetes; Malasseziales; Malasseziaceae. Gene Ontology annotation, molecular function: glycerophospholipase activity. The coding region runs from base 1 to 1188 and encodes 395 amino acids. The record is from RefSeq and is a predicted model, not a curated record.
AUGCAGUCAUGGCCUGCUUGGGCAUGUGUGCUUCUGGUAGGUGUAUGGUGGAUCUUUUAUAUGCCAAUCCACGAGAAUCCUGAAGUUUAUGGCGUACGGAGUGUAAUGCGGCCAAUCCGACGUCUUCGUGACGUGCGCGCAUUUCUCCAGCAUCGAACAACAGUGCCUGUGAUUGCUAACAGCGAAAAUUUUUCAUCAAGUGAUGCAUGGGAAAACAUCGAUGCGGCGUGGCCAGAUGUCACUGAUCGACGCACGUUGAAAAUUCUUGCUCGCCUCUCAUGCUGGGCGUACUAUGAACAUGUUCCAACCAAGAUUACAGAUGCGCCUGACCUGCACUGGUCUGGCAAGUUCGGAUGGCAGUCAGAAGGUCUUCGAGGACAAGUGUUUGCGACAGAAAAGGACCGUCUCGUCAUUGUAGCGUUAAAGGGCACAAGUGCUAGCUUCCUGCCGGGCGGUGAAACUGGUCAAAAAGACAAGGAUAAUGACAAUCUGUUGUUUUCUUGCUGCUGUGCAAGAGUCACGAAUGCAUGGAAACCCGUCUGUGAUUGCUACCAAGGGAAGAAUCAGUGUGAUACAGAGUGUCUAAGUCGGGCGCUGUUGGAGAAUUCACUGUACUACCCAGCCGCCACUGACUUGUAUAAUAACAUUUCUUACAUGUACCCAAAUAGCCAGAUUUGGGUUACAGGACACAGCCUGGGCGGUGUGAUGGCCAGUUUGCUUGGUGCUACAUUUGGUGUGCCGGCUGUAGCAUUUGAAUCGCCUGGUGACCGCAUGGCCGCCGCACGUCUUCAUGUGCCAAUUCCUCCCGCUAACACGCCGAACGACGAUGCAUACGCAUUGGUUCCUGUGACACAUGUGUAUCACACGGCCGAUUCACUGGCAACUGGUCAGUGUGUUGGUCCGACGUCGAUAUGCAGCCGGACGGGCUUUGCGAUGGAGUCCAAGUGCCAUUUGGGACAAAGCAUCGUGUACGACACAGUGCAGUACUUGGGAUGGUCGAUCGGAAUUAUGGCACACCGCAUCACAUAUGUGAUGUCGGAGCUACUUAGUGAGGACUGGGACAGGCGUGUGCUUCGUGACUCAUCAAUAUGGACGCAUCUAUGGCCAAGCACUAAAGGACUUAAAGCUGUACCAGACGUGCAGCGCGAGUCACUUUGCCAGGAUUGCACAAGUUGGACAUUCAUUUAG